This is a messenger RNA of Amphiprion ocellaris (clown anemonefish), 1519 nucleotides long. Its product is annotated as olfactory receptor 13G1-like. The transcript has a single exon. The record is from RefSeq and is a predicted model, not a curated record. Gene Ontology annotation, biological process: G protein-coupled receptor signaling pathway. Gene Ontology annotation, cellular component: membrane. Bases 138 to 1076 code for a protein of 312 amino acids. Gene Ontology annotation, molecular function: olfactory receptor activity; G protein-coupled receptor activity. Lineage: Eukaryota; Metazoa; Chordata; Actinopteri; Pomacentridae.
AGCAAGCUCACAAUUUUCUAUGACUGAUUAUUCUUUACAAUAUAUUCAGUCAUCUUGUGAUCUGAGUGGAGUUUUUGUAUGAACUUCGUUUUUGCUUCUUCAUAUUUAACUUGAAAUGUUCUAUCUUGAUAUUUAACAUGUCUUUAUUGAAUACUUCAGUCAAAAUAACUCAGUUUGCAAUAGGUGGUUUUGACACAGUCACAAAGCCUGUUUUAGUUGGUGUGGUGAUACUGAUUAUGUAUGUUGUAAUUAUUGUCGCCAAUAUGAUGAAUAUCCUCUUAAUUUUUUGUGACAAGAAAUUACACAAACCAAUGUAUCUUCUGAUCUGUAACCUUGCUGCUGUUGAUGUAGUUUACACCACAAGUACCAGUCCAACAAUGAUCGGGGUUCUACUUGCUGGUGUUAAAACCAUCUCUUAUGUGCCGUGCAUAUUUCAAAUGGUGAUUUAUCAUGUGGGAGCAGUGAUGGAGAUGUUUGCUUUAGCAGUUAUGGCAUUUGAUCGAUUGAUUGCCGUUAGUUGUCCUUUUCAGUACCAGAGUUAUUUGACAAACACACGCAUUAUCAUCCUGACAUAUAUUUUGUGGCUUGCUGCUCUGGUUUUUGUGUCUGUCAUGCCUGCAACUGUGCUUUCCCUCACUCACUGCCGACCACGGCUGAUAUACGCCUUCUGUGACUUUGCUGCUGUAUUGCGAACCACUUGUGGUGACCUCAAUCACCAUUUCAAUGUUGUUACUGUUAUAUCGUUUUUUCUUUUAUUUUUCACCUUCUUUUUAAUUUGCCUGUCAUACUUUGUGAUUGUAUUUUAUGUAAAAUUAUCCUCAAAUGUGGACAAAAGGAAAAUGGGGAGCACUUGUUUCAGUCACUUGAUUGUCGUAGUUUGCUAUUACUGUCCUUUAUUUAUCCGUAUUGUCUUGACCAGGAUGGGUGUGGUGCUGACUAUUGAGGAACGCCACGGUUUAACAAUCGGGUCUUUCCUUGGGCCGUCUCUUGUAAAUCCUUUUGUGUACUGUCUUAAUACAAAAGAAAUUAAAUGUAAGAUUUUUAAGAUAUUCAACAUUGUUGAAUCAUCUCAGUAGAUUCUUGUGAACUUAGUUUAUGCUCUUAUAAUUCUUUUGUGUUUUAAGUACUAUGCUAAAAUGAGGGAAUUUUAGAAUCCAUUUUGUAAACUCUGGUCUAAUCUGAAGGAUUCACGUUAGUGAGAGUCUGGACAACUAGAUCAGUAAAUUACUGAAAUAUUUUGCCAGGUAGAAAUUUCAGAAACAUGCGUGUAGCAUCAGUUACUCUAAACUUCAAGUUCAAUAAGGUUUUGAAUGAAUAUUCAUGUCUUUGAGAGUUAGGCAUUUUUACCUCAAUGACUUUAACACAACUGUGUUUCUCUGUAAACGACAAUAUGUGACAUUCACAUAUGUCACAAGGCUGUAAAUGACAAUUAUUUUUUAUGGAUUUAUCUGUUGAUUGUUUUUGCAAAUAACUGAACUAAUUGUUUUGUCUGUAAAAUGUGUGAAAAUAAAGGAGUCCA